AUGCCGAACUUGAACAAGUCGGAACAGAGUGGUCGAAUGGUCGAUCACAAGACCUCCGACCCUCUGGGGGCAACUACUACGGAGACCCCAAAGUCCCUGGCCGAGAAGAAUGAGGGCACCACCAAGACCAUCCUAUCUUCGUCAGAUGACUCGAGUGAUGAUGAUGAUCUGAUCAUCAUGUCGACUAACAGCAGCAGCGCGCAGAUUACAACAUCGGCGGAUGUUGUCGGUGCUCUCGGUGCGACGUACGCCCCCGCCGUCAACGGUGUUCGGUGCUUCCUCUCCUCCGAGGACGAGUACGCCGAGCUCUUGCAGUCUGACCUCCUCCUCCAAGAGACCUGCUUCGAGAAGUACCGCUACAAGCUAGUGAACAAUUAUGCUCGACGUCCUUACGGAGAGCGCCGCGUUCCGGGCUCCCGGAUCACCCUCCCCACCGUCACCAGUCUCCGCACCCGUCCCCACCACCAGGAACAUCAGCAGCAGCAGCAGCCGUGCGCCCUCUCCGUCGUCCGCUCCAAGCACAAGCCAGCAACCGAGCCCGCCAACUGCUUGCAGCCGGCCGAGGCUACGAUCAGCUCUGGGGACGGCAGCUCUGUGCACCCGUUGACGAUCGACGUCGACGAUGAAGAAUAA
This is a messenger RNA of Tricharina praecox, 633 nucleotides long. RefSeq lists its product as uncharacterized. The coding region runs from base 1 to 633 and encodes 210 amino acids. The transcript has 3 exons. The record is from RefSeq and is a predicted model, not a curated record. Lineage: Eukaryota; Fungi; Ascomycota; Pezizomycetes; Pezizales; Pyronemataceae.